This is a messenger RNA of Penaeus vannamei (Pacific white shrimp), 1003 nucleotides long. The record is from RefSeq and is a predicted model, not a curated record. NCBI's taxonomy places the organism in Eukaryota, Metazoa, Arthropoda, Malacostraca, Decapoda, Penaeidae.
UGGUGUCAUGGGAGACUUGACUGCUAAUGUUAAAACCAUUGACAAAUUGACAUCAGACUUGCAAGCAAAAGAAGAAGAGGUUAAAAAAGCUGUAGACUUAGUAGCAAAAAGUGUGAAGAUGAAGGAAGACUUUGAAAAGGCAGUUUACGGAAAGUGUGCCAACAUUAUCAAUAUGAAGAAACUGAGGAUGCGUCAGCUUACUAGUCAGUCAUCAGCAGCAGCAAAGGCAAAUGACACAACACUGGUCACUAAAGAUAGAGCAAAUGAUUCUCCUUCCAAGGCGAGUAAAGCAAAUAGCAGUGAUAGCGAAUGCUACAACUCAGACACUGAUGUAGAUGACCCAGAUGGCAUGGACACUGAUGAAGAAAACCUUAGAAGCAUUUCCCCAAAGAAGCACGGAAGAAACGGCAAUACAUUGACUGAAAAGACAUCAACAGCAUCAAAACGAGCCUUUGAUUUGCAGGAUGAUCUUUUCAACAAUAGCAUUGAGGCAGAAUUGUAUCCAACCUCAGCGAGUGACAAAAAGAGAAAGACUAAAUAUGAAAAUGUCAGUAGCCCAAGAACUAGUGCAUCCCAGACCAAUAACACUUUUGAAAAGGAAGCAGCCAAAAAUCAGACGCAGGAUGAGAAAAAAUCAAGUUCUUGUACAUCAUUUCAAACAGAUUCACAAAAUUCCAUUCUUGAUGAACUCUUUUAAUUUUUUUUUUCUUUAUUAUUAUUAUUUUUUAAAAUGGUUUAAUGAGGCAUGGAAUAAACACAUGAUACAAUAGUGAGAUGAUUUUACCAUUUAUAUUUACUGGAUUUUAAGCAUCCCUUGUAUUUUGGGUGUAAUUUUAUAUUUUAACAUUUCUAAUAGCCUGUAAUAUUCCGUGAAUGUUGAAUAUCUAUUAAAUAUACUUUUAAUUGUGUACCAUAUAGUUUACCUUGGUACAGUGUACAAAUAGAUUCUGUAAAGGAGUCAUUUUUAUAUAUAUUUUGUACAUAAUAAAGUAUUCUCACAAAA